GAGGCCACAAGUUUGUUCCGGGAGGCCACCGUCGCGGUCUAGUUGGUCGCGCACCCUAUAUAUACCGAGCCGCCCGCCGAGGCCAACUCACGCUUCCGGCUCCGGCGCCUCGGUCCAACUCACACCAAAGGCGAUCGACACGCGAGUACGUCUCGAGAUCCAUGGAGUCUGCGCCGGCGGCGGCCUUCAUGGAGCGGGAGCGCCUCACGGCGGAGGUGACCUUCUCCGGGGACGCGCAGGCGGCGGCCUCGUCCGAGGGCGCCGAGCGGCUGCCCACCAGCAUCAUCAUCAAGAUCCGGCGCCGCCUCCCGGACUUCGCCCGCUCCGUCAACCUCAAGUACGUCAGGCUCGGGCUCCGCCACGGCGGCAGCCUCACGUCCUACCUGCCCAUGCUGUGCGUGCCGGUGCUCGCCGCGGCCGCCUACUCCUUCGUCCGCCUCGACGUCAUCUACCUCUCCAUCGACCUGCUCAGCUGCGUCGCCUGGCUCGGCACCGCCAUGCUGCUGCUCACCGUCUACUACUUCAAGCGGCCUCGCCCGGUCUACCUCGUCGAGUUCGCGUGCUACAAGCCGGAGGACCAGAACAAGAUCACCAAGGAGGCCUUCCUCGACAUGACCGAGAGCACCGGCUGCUUCAAUGACGAGACGCUCGCGUUCCAGACCAAGAUCACCACCCGCUCCGCGCUCGGCGACGAGACGUACCUGCCCCCCGGCGUCCAGGCGCGCCCGCCGAGGCUCAACAUGGCCGAGGCGCGGCUGGAGGCCGAGGCGGUCAUGUUCGGCUGCCUGGACGCUCUGUUCGAGUCCACCGGGAUCGACCCGCGCCGCGACGUGCGCAUCCUCAUCGUCAACUGCAGCCUCUUCAACCCGACGCCGUCGCUGGCGUCCAUGAUCAUCCACCAUUACAAGAUGCGGGAGGACGUCAAGUCGUUCAACCUGGGCGGCAUGGGGUGCAGCGCCGGCCUCAUCGCCAUCGACCUCGCCAAGGACAUGCUCCAGGCCAACCCCAACGCUUACGCGGUCGUCCUCAGCACCGAGAACAUCACCCUCAACUGGUACUUCGGGAACGACCGCUCCAUGCUGCUCUCCAACUGCAUCUUCCGCAUGGGCGGCGCGGCGGCUCUGCUCUCGAACCGGCGCGCGGACGCCGGGCGCGCCAAGUACCGCCUCCUGCACACGGUCCGGACGCACAAGGGCGCCACGGACGAGUGCUUCAAGUGCGUGUACCAGCGCGAGGACGACGUGGGCAAGGUGGGCGUGUCGCUGGCGCGGGAGCUCAUGACGGUGGCCGGCGACGCGCUCAAGACCAACAUCACCACGCUGGGGCCGCUGGUGCUGCCCCUGAGCGAGCAGCUCAAGUUCCUCAAGUCGCUGAUGAUGCGCCGGGUGUUCCGCGCCAAGGGCGUGCGGCCCUACAUCCCCAACUUCCGGCGAGCCUUCGAGCACUUCUGCGUGCACGCCGGCGGGCGGGCGGUGCUGGAGGAGGUGCAGCGCAGCCUGAGCCUGGAGGACAAGGACAUGGAGCCGAGCAGGUGCGCGCUGCACCGGUUCGGCAACACCAGCAGCAGCUCGCUGUGGUACGAGCUGGCCUACGCCGAGGCCAAGGGCCGGGUGAAGCGCGGCAACCGCGUGUGGCAGAUCGGCUUCGGGUCCGGGUUCAAGUGCAACAGCGCGGUGUGGCGCGCGCUCCGCGACGUGCCGGCCGUGUCGCCCCCGGGACCGGAGGAGAAGGCCUGCAACCCGUGGGCGGACUGCGUCGCCAAGUACCCGCCCAAGGCCUACGUCUGACGAUACAUUACUACGCCGCCGCCGCAUGACUCCACACGAAGAUUACAUGAUUCUUUUCUCCUAUACUUUUUCUGCAUUUCGUUUCCCGUAGGUGGCUGUACCUCAGGUUCCAUGGGCGAGCAGUGCCAUUGUUUUCAGCUUUUGUACUUCAAGUGUGAAUUAUAAACGACAAAUAUAUACGACGAGGUUUCAUUCCA
This is a messenger RNA of Triticum urartu, 1984 nucleotides long. Its product is annotated as 3-ketoacyl-CoA synthase 1. The record is from RefSeq and is a predicted model, not a curated record. Gene Ontology annotation, cellular component: membrane. NCBI's taxonomy places the organism in Eukaryota, Viridiplantae, Streptophyta, Magnoliopsida, Poales, Poaceae. Gene Ontology annotation, molecular function: acyltransferase activity, transferring groups other than amino-acyl groups. Gene Ontology annotation, biological process: fatty acid biosynthetic process.